This is a messenger RNA of Thelazia callipaeda (thelaziosis nematode), 261 nucleotides long. The record is from the annotation of a GenBank genome assembly. Lineage: Eukaryota; Metazoa; Nematoda; Chromadorea; Rhabditida; Thelaziidae.
AUGAAUGCUACUACAUCUUCAAGUUAUCAAUCAGUACCUUUGCGUCCAUUACCGAUCAAGAAUAAUUCAUUAUUAGAGCCAUUUUCGGUAGCACUGCCAGCAACAAUUACCAAAAAAGUAUUGAAAAGGACAGCGAAACGUUUAGAUGAAGCGGGCAAGAAGGCAAGAAUUCUCGAGAAUGCCAUAAACAAUAUCGCACAACGAAGUAUCAGAAAUCGGUCAAUAUUUCAUUCAGCUGAGCAAUUAGCACAAUCUGGAUAA